UAAUGUGAGGACAGUCAGCAACAGCUGGAUCACACUGAGCACACAGACUAGAGCGAGAGACGUGAGAGUAGUUCAGUAGAAGUGGUUUUUAACAGCUUUGGACAACAUGCAUCUGCUUUGGAGAAGAAAUGUUUUUGACUUAUUUUUCAGUCUGUUUUUGAUUUAUCUCGAAUGCAACAGCAUAACAGGUGUUAAGAUUAUUGGUCAUGAUGCAUCAGUCAAAAAAGGAGGAAAUAUCACUUUGUCUUGUCAUCUGACUGAGACAGAGGAGAAUUUAACUCAUAUUGUCUGGCAGAAACAGACAAGAGAAAACCCUAAACAGGAAACCUUCUUAAUCAUUGACAAAGAUGGUAAAACUGAACACAAAAACGAUUUACUGGACAAGGUCAAAUUUAUUGGGAAUAUUAAAGAGAAGAAUGGAUCGGUUCAGCUGCUGGGAAUGACACUGAUGGAUGAUGGGAUCUAUACUUGUAUCUUCAUAUUUCCUAGUGGAAAAAAUCAGACAAACAUCAAUGUCACCGUACUUGUUCCUCCGGUGGGAAAUGUUACAGGGAAGACACAUGUUUCAGGUCCUUUCAACAUUAUUUUGGCAUCAUGUGUCGCUUCCAAUGGCCGGCCUGCAGCAGAGGUGUUUUGGAGAUUAGGAGCUCUGAAUGACUCACUGAGGACAGAAACCAGCUACACAGAGCAGACAGAUGGAAGCGUCACGGCUGUGUCCCACAUACUUGGUGCACCAUCUAAAGAUUUAAACCAGAAGAAGAUCCAGUGUGUGGUAAAACACAGCACACUGACAAAGGAGCUAGAACUUGACUACAUAAUAAAUGUCCACUAUCCCCCAGAAUUGGUGGUGAUAUCUCCUGAUGAUCCAACACAGACUCAAGAAUAUCUUUGUUCAGUGAAUUGUAACCCAACACCAACCAGCUACAUCUGGAUCAAAGUGAAUGGAAGUACUCCUCGUUCUGAAGGAAACAAGCUUUUCAUCCCAAAAUCUUCCUCUGAUUUUAAUGGUGUAUACAUCUGUACGGCAUCAAACCUGUAUGGAAGUGCUUCCGGUUUCCUCUAUGUGAAUAACACUGGAUCCACUGAUGACUGUUGGCUUCUUCUUGGUUUGGUCUUCAGCUGUGCCGUCCUGUGGAUUUCUCUGGCCUACAUAUUUGAGCAGUGGUGGAAAAAUGCCUCAUGUUCCACACUCAAGUAAAAGUACAGUAAAAGUAAACACUUUUAAUUAGGCAUCAUCAUAUGUAAACUCAUGGUAAAUGUCAGUCACAGUCAGACUGAGGUGCCGAGCAGUGCUGGGGAAGUUUACUUUUAUAUUCAUCCAUUUAGCAAAGUUUUUAUCCAAAGUGACUUACAAAAGAAAAACCAGACAUUCUGCCAUAUUCUGGAUCAUCUGCAGAGGUUUAGUCACCCUGGUUGGAAGACUCAGACUUGAAAUUACAAAAUUACAAGUUGUUCUGCAUAUUUGUGACCAAAACCAGUCUUAAGUCGCUGGGGUAUAUUUGUAG
This is a messenger RNA of Sinocyclocheilus rhinocerous, 1505 nucleotides long. RefSeq names its product nectin-3. Lineage: Eukaryota; Metazoa; Chordata; Actinopteri; Cypriniformes; Cyprinidae. The transcript has 6 exons. Bases 107 to 1198 code for a protein of 363 amino acids. Gene Ontology annotation, biological process: heterophilic cell-cell adhesion; homophilic cell-cell adhesion. Gene Ontology annotation, cellular component: adherens junction. The record is from RefSeq and is a predicted model, not a curated record.